Molecule: messenger RNA, 363 nt
Organism: Hydatigera taeniaeformis
Lineage: Eukaryota; Metazoa; Platyhelminthes; Cestoda; Cyclophyllidea; Taeniidae
Source: the annotation of a GenBank genome assembly
AAAACCAAUCCGAUCAAUGGAUUUGAGGGCGACGGUGCAGCUCGCUUCAAGGAGAUAAAAGAGGAAGCAGAAAAAAUGAAGAUAGCCGAGAGAAUCGACUAUCUGCGAAAGGUAAACCUGUCUCGUGUUGCAGAAUUAGAGUACAUGCGAGACUACGAGCUGAAGGAGUUCUCUGCCAACACAAAGCACCUCACGCGGCUGCUAGACCUGCUGCCCAUGCUGAACCACCAAAGGUGCUUCUACUCUGGAAAACACAUCGAGGGCAGUCGUCGUAGGAAAAAACGAUUCAUCAACAACUCCACAGCCUCCGGCGAAUCUUAUAAUAACGAAAUUAUUAGUUCGAGUUAUACUACGGUCUCUUAG